Molecule: messenger RNA, 9133 nt
Organism: Brassicogethes aeneus
Lineage: Eukaryota; Metazoa; Arthropoda; Insecta; Coleoptera; Nitidulidae
Source: the annotation of a GenBank genome assembly
CGCUUCAGCUCGCAACACACUCCAGCCUAGAACUCAUCCAGAGGACGCUGAGCGCCGCGACGGCCUGUGAGCGCGCAUCAUGUGUCGGCGAAAUUCCGCUCGCACUUUUUGAAAAUAUUGGACGCUAACAGCUACAAUUUUAUUGCUGAUACGGGACUUCGUUUCUACCCGCUGCAUUCGAAAGUGUAAAAAAAAUUAAAAACUCCUUUCGAGAGUUUAGGGUUUAACGUGCGAAUCAGCCUCGGUGAAAGAGGUCCGCGCAUCUGGGGCACAAAUGAGAGCUAGAGUCGCCUUAAGCCGGCCCUGGGGGCAAUGCGUGAGAUAGGCUGCGCACAAAGGCUCCAGGAACUUGCGCAGAACUUCACGCCUGACCUUCAUGUACACCAUCUGUCCCACACUGACGAGCUGGAGAAGAGGUUUUCCCUCGAAUCGGCGAAGAUCAGACACUGCACAGACCUGGAGGAAUUGCAAGAAUUGCUUCAUUUCCCUGAAGAGGUCGCGUUGCGGCUGGCCGACUUUGAGUACCAGCUAUUUUAUCAGGUCCCCCCCAUUGACUACCUGCGCCAGGUGACAAUAGACUUAGGGGGGACGACCGGAAGUGGGGCAUCCGGCCCAUCAGCAUCGACCGUCGAUUCCCAAACUCAAACACCGCCGGCAGGUGGCGGCACCAGCGCAACCCCAUCGAGGGGCUCAUCUGUGGUCAAGCUAAUCCGAAGGUUCAACGAGGUGAGUGCGUGGGUAACGCAAUUGAUAAUAACUCAACCUACGCACGAUGCCAGAAGGGCAGUGUUGUCAUGCGUACUUCGCGUUGCGUUGUGUUGCUGGAACAUCGGAAACUUCAACGGCGCUAUGGAAAUCAUUGCCGGUCUCAAAUCAAACAAACUCAAGCCGUUCUGGCUGUCAAUCACGGAGAAGGAGACGUUGCCGGUGCUGGACUUCCUUUCGGCGGCGUUGCUAAGCGCCGAGUACGACCGAGCGCUGACCCGAGCUCUCGCGAUGCCCGAAUGCCCAGUAGUACCCUUCUUCGGGGCAUUCCUGAGGGAACUACAGGACAUCCUGGCUCCCGAGGGAACGGCAGGAAUAUACGGCGAAGCGUUCACGUUGGACGCGUGCACGACGGCAACACCGCUUUUCGCGCCCAAGCAGCCCAACGCCCAGACCGGAGCCCGGCCGAAAGAGCCCAGAUGGCACCGGGAGCAACACAUGCAAGCUAGACAAGUGUUUAUUUCAGACUACAAUCAAGAAGGACACCAUUUCACCAAAAUUGGUCCUGGGAAACUAAUGAACGUAGACAAAAUAUAUCGUACUCAAGCUGUAAUGGACCAUAUCUCGCAGUGUCAUCAACAUUACCACACGCGAAAUCGAUUGUUACCCGAGUCUUCUCUUCUUGAAUACCUUAGAUCUUCCACUGGAAACGAGCAGCGAGUUUUUUCCGCUUCGUCCCCAGAAAAAGUGGAACUGGAAUCGGAAUACGAAAUGGACAUGGAGGACUUCCAUCCCAUUCAGAACAUGGUAUACGACCAUGGAGUCAGUUUCGUCUGCAUGUCAUCUUCUCAUACCAAAAUCGACCAACACGUCAUGCAGAUCCUCCAACACGGCAGCACGGUGGUCCUUUGGGAAGGCGUGGACGGUUCCUCGAACUCUUUAGGCCCACGCGGCGUCCUGCAAUACUUGCGCCUCGACCGGUCCCUGACGACCUUGACGUGGGUGAGGCCCAGCUGGAGCGGCCUGCGGGCGGGGAACGCCAGCGACAGCUGCGAACCCGUCCUCUCCGACUUCAACCUCAACUUCAACCCCGAAGACACCCUGGCCCCCGGGCUGCUGACCAAGCUGGCGCUGCAGUCCAACGGAGAGCAGUCUACGAGUUCCACCUUGGACGAUGGAUUCUUGGACUUGUGCGCUGUAAAGGAAGUACAAUUGGGCGGCAGAGAUGCCGAGAAAGAAGGCGAACUGGCAACAAUGGCACGCAGGUACGGUCUCGGCCACGGGCAAGGCAACGAGUGUGCAAUUUCCAUCGUCUACGGAAACAAUCUGUGCGACAAUCGGCUGCUUUACAUCGUGUGUCCGCCGGCAGAAUGCAGAGUGUGGUUCAGCGGCUUGCAGUGGCUGGUUAAGGGUCUCUCCCGCCAGAUGUCGCUGUGCGACCGGCGACUUUUGUGGCUAAGGGAGCAAUACGUGCAACUCUAUCACGAAGACGGCUACUGCUGCGGACCUCUAGCCGCCGACGCAAUCAGGGUUCUUUUGCAGUCCUUCGGGGGACGCGAUUGGUCGCUAGCGGGCAUGCAACAGGGCCAAGGCGCCGAGUCUUCGGGGGCGCUCAGGAGGGAGGUGUCGAUGAAAAUCAAAAAGAAGCAGCUACUCAGCAAUCAAACCUUCAAGGAUCGCAGUUUGCGCUGUCAGUUCGUGGAACCGCCCACUAUGGUGAUGGAGAGCAGCUAUUGGAGGAACCCAACUCACCAUCGCCAAUCGACUCCAACGACUUUUCCCGAUCACCAACCCGAUGUUUCCCGACACCACAGUCUCGGCCAGCUCGCCUGUACCUCUGCUUCGCAACCCAAAUAUGACAGGGAUAGACACGGUUCCACGGAAUACCUAUGGCAUGGAAGGCAUCCUAGGGUGGGCUCGAUAUUGUACGAUACUCAAAUGGAUUUUGUCGAUUUUGUGACACUUUUUCGAUCGUUUAGCAUAUUAAUUCGCAAGGAUCUCAGAGACUUGUUUGAACAACUCGCGAUAUCCUAUAGAAGCAUGGCUGUGAAUACGAAAGUUAAUGGAGUGAGGUCGAAGGUGGACGGAAAAAAACCGACAAGAUUAGGCGUUUUGACGAGAAACAGUCAAGGAGAGCUGGAAGGUUCGGUGGUUAACACGCAAAAAAAAGUUUUCGAUGCGAUAGCAGCCGCUAGCAUUUUUACCAACUGUGCUGGAAUCGACACCAACAACUCUCAAGUGAUCACUUUAUCUACGUUCGCGAAAUUUCUGGAGACCCGACAAAUGGAAGUGAGGACGCAGGAUCAAAUAAAAGCCUUAAUUUAUAGGCAUGAACCAGAUGCCAGUUUGCGCGCCCAAAAUUGUCUUUCCUUCGAAGGAUUCGCCAGAUAUUUAAUGGACAAAGAUAACUUUGCUUUCGUACCUGAGUGCGAAACCCCUAUGGAGAAUGGAAUGCAUCGUCCAAUGUCACAUUACUACAUAGCCUCGUCUCACAAUACCUAUCUCACCGGUCAUCAGCUUAAAGGAGAGUCGUCUGUGGAACUUUAUGGUCAAGUUUUAUUGACCGGCUGCAGAUGCGUUGAAUUAGACUGUUGGGAUGGGGACGACGGAAAUCCCUUGAUCUAUCACGGGCACACUUUCACUACGAAGAUCCCCUUCAGUUCCGUGGUGGAAAUAAUUCACAGAAAUGCUUUUGUCACAUCGCCAUAUCCUGUCAUUUUGUCCAUCGAGAAUCACUGCUCGAUGCAGCAACAGACAAGAAUGGCGCACAUUUUUCAGAGAACUUUUGGUGAAAAGUUAGUUACGAGCUUCUUAUUCGAAGCAGAUUACAGUGAUGAACCGACGUUGCCUUCUCCUGAGCAGCUGCGAAACAGGAUUCUAAUUAAGAAUAAGAAAUUGAUAAUGGAAGUGCCUGCGCCCCUGCCGUUUGUUAUGUCUGCGCCAGUCAGACCUGGAUCUGGCAUUCGACACUCCGCUCCUGGACGAACGAGUUCUAUUAUAAGCAACACCAGUAGCAGUUCCUUCAAUGAUGACUUUAGUGACGACGAAUACGAUGACGAAGAUGACGAGGAAACAAUGGACGUCAAUGUGUUUCUAGAGAAAGCAAUGCACGGGAUUCUAAACGCCAGCGACUCGCCGAAAAUCUACGCGCACACACCCGUAGUUAAGGCAGUGGUUCCCAAAAGAGCAACACCCGACGACAAGCUGAAGAAAAAGAACCAAAUCGCCAAGGAGUUAUCCGACAUGGUCGUAUACGUUCAGGCCAUCAAGUUCCGGGGAUUGAACAGCAUUAGUCCUAGCAGCUCUGUGAAGCAGCGCCACAGAACGGGGAUGUCUAGUUCCGGUAGUUCUACCGUGACGACGGGAAGUUCCAGCACUUCAGGCGUAGGCACGAGCGAAUCCGAUGUCACGGUGCACGAGUGCGACGUGAAAAUGACGCGCGUAAAUGUGCACACCCCGUGCUAUCAGUGCUCCUCAAUAAACGAGAACACGGCUAAGAAACUGUGCCGCAAGCAGCCUCUGGGGUUGAUAUCCCACACGCAGACGCAAUUAAUGCGCACAUAUCCCGCUGGUAUGCGGAUAGACUCAUCGAACUUCAACCCGGUGAUAUACUGGUCUUUUGGCAUGCAAAUGGCAGCUCUAAACUACCAAACGGAAGACAGCGGGAUGCAAUUAAACACCUCUUUGUUCGAGCUAAACGGGCGGUGCGGAUUCGUGAGCAAACCCGACGUGAUGUGGGAUAGAACGCACGUGAUGUACAGAAGAUUCAACCCGUGGGAUAAGCAGUUCGACGGGAUACACUCCUCCCAAAUCCUCAUCAACGUGGUAUCAGGUCAGUAUGUCUCACAAACGAACGUCAACAUAAAUACGUAUGUUGAAGUGGAAAUAGUCGGCAUACAAGUAGAUUGCCUCAAGCAGAAAACCAAGGUGGUACAGAAGAACGCCUUAAACCCCAUAUGGAACGACACCUUCCACUUUCGUGUGAUGUUUCAAGACUUAGCCUUCCUACGUUUCGCUGUGAUGGACUCAACCAACAAUCACUUGUUAGCUCAAAGAAUAAUCCCGCUGAAAAGCCUAAAACCAGGGUACAGACACGUCAGACUUAGAACGCCCCAAAACAAAAGCAUGAACAUGUCGACCCUAUUCAUCUACUCCCGCGUUGAGGAGGAGAGUCUGGACAACGGGGAAAGUCACAACAACGGUGUGAAAGAAGAGUUUGUGGAGGCCGCCACUGAUAAAACGUUCUUCGGCAUAUCCGGCACGCCCUUAUGCGUGAAACGCCGCAUGUUCUUCCUCAUGGUGUACGGGGUUUUAACCGAGGAACCUUACACGAUACUCAAAAUAACGCAGGAAAGUACUACGCACGAAGUUCUCUUGCUUUGCCUGCAGAAGGCAGGAGUUGCGGUGAAGGAAGUCAACGAUUACAUACUCGUGGAGGAAGUGGCGAGAAGUUGGGAGAAGAAAGAUUUAUGUUUGCCGGCAACGCAAAGAAUACUUGAUUUGCACGAGAGGCCUUUACAGGCCCAAUCUAAGUGGAAGGGGGAAGGCCGUUUUAUACUCAAACGAAUGGGUGAUGAUCCAAGCAGUCGAGCAUGGCUAUCUUCGAUACGAAGCGUCGCAAAUAGAGAGCGCGAGGCUAGAAAAUCCGAUGGUGCGCCUAGCAACGCUUGGGAGGAAAACGACACCUUUUUAGUGUGUAUAUACAACGUUUCCCCGGAAAUACCCUACGCCAUACUCAAAGUACCUCUAAACGCACGCUCUCAAGACGUCUUAGCGCAAGCUUUGGUAAAAGCACGAAGAUUAGAAGACCCCUUGAAGUUUGUAAUCGUGGAAGAGUUAGAAUGGGGAGGCACAACUCAUAACAUCCAGCAACGCGUUUUAGCCGACCAAGAAACCGUGUACAGCGCUCAAUCGCACUGGCAGACCAUAGGGCGGUUUAUAAUGCAGGAAAGAACCAGCGCCACUCCAAAUACAUUGCGAAAAAACCGAAUUGCCUCGAGUUUGCGUCUGGCCACUUUGGAUCGCAUCAGCCGCGGUCUGAAUGUAGCCAGAAACAUCAAGAUGCCCGUCUCCAUGGCUCUAAGCGAUCCCAACACUUCAAAAUGGAAAAGUAAGGGCCAGCGCGGCAAAGGUAGCUCAGAGAAGGAAACCAACGCAACCAUAGCGAAGAAAACCGAACUCCGCCGCGAGGUACACUCUGAAGGCGAAACUUUAAGCGACGAGGAUUCAAAGGAAUCCGACUUAAUGGCGACGGUAUCCCGUUUGAAGAGGGUCUCGCUGCGGAAGAUAAAAGAAUGGAAAUCAUGACUGAACUGAACAGUUCGGGAGCGCAUUCCAACUGUCGUCUUUUUAUAGUGUUGUAGGUUGUGACGCGUGGGAAUAUUUACACUCUCAUUCCGUCGAAUUUACUGGUGGCAAAUCGCGGAAGCAAUGGUGCCAACUUAGCUGCUUUCCCCCAACUCAACCCUAUACAAGGUGACACCUUUGUAAAAAAAACAGUAAGCUAGAUUUGGGAGAGUUCUGGAAGUGUUACUCUGACUUAUUAAUAAAACAGUCCACAGAAAAGUGGUUAAGCGCAAUAAAAAUGGGUAUUCAGAAUUAGACAUGUUGUAUUUGGUUAUUGUAAAAGAGAACACACAAUAUAAGUUUAUAUCAAUUUAUCAGUUGAGACAUACGAAUAUCUUCUCAACGGUUAGAGUAAUCAAAAAAAAUCUAUUUUGAAUCAGUAUAUUUUUGACGUUUUUUGUCAAAAAUAUACAGGGACUCCAGCCGUAUACUAUAGUAGUAUUAAAACUAAAAUUAUAAUGUUUUUUUGAAAUUUUUGUGUCGUUUUUUUAAUUACUAAUUAAAUUGAAGAGGCAACAAAGUACAAGUAAAUGGGUUUGGGUAAAAGAAUUAUUCUUAGGACCCAAAAAUUUAAUCUCGAAUCUUAUUUAUUAAGUCUUAUCAAAAUUUAAUAUCGAAUUGAUGUAUAAAGGCGUCUUUAUCUACUUUAUCAAGCACAUUAAAUUACUGACAUUUAAAAUUUAAACUUUAAAUUGUAUUUUUACUUGAAAGUGAUUUUAAGAACCAAAAAUGAAAAAAGAGCAAAAAAAGAGAAAGGAGACGAACAUUUAUGUCGUCGUUAGAAAUUUUGUUUUGUUUUUGUUGCGGUACCUUUACGCCCAAGAAAACCCAACGCAAUAUUUCAUUACAAAAUUUUAUGAGAAAUACCUACUACUUUAUUUUGGCAGGAAUAUUAAAUUGACCUGAUAUACGACCUUUAAUGAAGGAUCAAGCAUUCAAAAAUGCUAUCAAAGUUGACGAGCUUGUUGCAUAAUAUGGCAGUGUUAAAGCUGUCAUUGAAAAUACAUUUUCUUUUUUUCUCAUCCUGAUAAAUUUGCCGAACUGAUGAACAUGGAGAACGAUUUCACCAAGUAACUGCAAAUCUAGAGCAUUGGUAGACAUCUAUGGGUAUAGCGGAAAGAAGUUGGAUUCAUUGCUAGAAGACAUUUGCUGGAAUUUGCAGCAAAAGAUGUACGACGAUGAUGAAGAUUAAGCAUAAUACUAUAAUCCAAUUUGAUAUUUGAUACGAUUUAAUAAAUUUAAGGUAGAAAAAAGCAAAAUUAUGCAAUGCAUUAAAUUUUGAGGGCUUUAUUUGGAUAAAAAAUACUGAAACUUGUUUACUUUGUUGCCCUUUCAAUUUAAUAAUUAAAAUAAACGACAGAAAAUGUCAAAUAAUGGCUGUUUUUUUACAUAAAAUAAUUUAAUAAAUAAUUAAAAUACCAACAAAAAAAUUACAUUUUAAGGUGAUUGAACAGGGCAUUUUAUUACGAAAUUAUUUUAAAUCCUAGACGUCCUAAAGAAAAACUAAUACCAUUUUUUAAAUCAGCGGCCCAAAAUUAGUGAAACUAAGCUGGAGUACCUGUUUAAUGUUAGGAAAAAAAAGUUUGUAAAACUAUCAUGGUAUUAUCGUUCAAUGAGUUACAAAUUUAUUAAAAAACGAUUUUUUUUUAUAAAUUCUUCCAACUUUGGAAUAUCUUUUAAAUGGUUAAUGAACUGCAAUAAACUUGGUGUUUUAUUUUACAAUAACCAAAUGCAACAUCUCUAAAUAAUCCCGAAUAUUUAUUUGUAUUGCUUAUUAAUUAAGUCAAAAUAACUCUUCCAGAAGCAGGACUUAGACAGUAGAACAAUUUUUAAAAAUUAACAAUAAGAGUUUUGAAAGUUUACUUAUUAUAAUACAAGUUUUAAAGAUAAAGUAAAACUUUAAAAACUAUUAUUUGCCACUGUCUGAGGCGUCACCUUGUAUAUAUUAUCAAUUUUGCUACUUUGCAUAAUUUAAUUUAUUUGGAUGUCUUUCCUAAUCCCCUGCAAUGAUAUUAAAUAAUCUGAAACGGUCUAUUAUUUUAAUAGUAGAACUUUGUUAUCUAGCAAUAUAACAAUUUGUUUUAACUAGUCAAUCUUACAUUUAAUAAUUUAUUAUUUACAACUAAACUUAUUUAUAUAUCGGAUAAACAGUGUUAAUUUAUUUUUUUAAAUAAAUCCAUACAUAUAAAAAAUAAGUAUAUUUUUAAGGUCAUAAAGAUAAAUUAAAAUUUUUAUAUGUAGAAAAAAAAUUUAGCUUUUUUAAACAUACUUAUUUUUAAUAAUCAAGUAUUGAAGGACCCCAUCAAUUAAAAUGGCAUAUCUAUUUUACCACAAUAACAAUUUGUUUUGUGAUGUUAUCAUGUUUAAUAUAGUUUAUGAUUAAAAAACCUAAUACAUAUUUUAUUGCUGUUAUAGUUAGCUAAAUAAUAGAUAUAUAAAUAACAACUUAUUCAACAUGUAUAUUGUAUUUAUAAGAUAUCACAACUUACCAUAUCCUUCCUUACUUUUUGUUUUAUUUUUCAUUAUUUAUUAAAAAUCUGCAAUUUGUAAGGUAGAGAAAAAAAAUCAAACCUUCGAAUUUCAGAUUUUAAAAAGGCUUUGUAGUUUUAUAUAAAACAUACAUGUAAUAAUAUGAUAUCACAAUUUAAAUAAUGUUGUUUUUGUAAAUACAUAUUGAUGUACUUUUUAAACUAUAUGAACCAUAAUAUACUGUGUAUAUAUAACUUAUACGAAAUUUGAUUAUUUUGCAGUACAAAUUUUAAUGAUUAUUUUUUUCGUAAUAUUGUUAUAUUUAACGAUUUAUAAAAAUAUAUUACGUUAAAAAUGUGGCUGUUUUUUAUUUACCUUACCUCAAAAAAUACUUAAUUUGUUAGAUGGAAUAUUAAAACAAUUUUUUCUACUCCCACCUUUAAAACGACCUUUUGAAUGCACAUUGACAAGUUGUGGCUUUAUGACGCUUUAGUCACGGGCAACAGGUUUUUAGUCACGGGCUGAAGUUAGUUUUAAGUUAGUUGACAGUUGUCAAAUGUCAUACAAUCGUUAAAAUACAGUGCCUUUCUUGUAAAAUAAUACUAAAUGUGAA